This is a messenger RNA of Dunckerocampus dactyliophorus (ringed pipefish), 5323 nucleotides long. It is a transcript of the gene nme7, whose product is annotated as NME/NM23 family member 7. Bases 91 to 1221 code for a protein of 376 amino acids. The record is from RefSeq and is a predicted model, not a curated record. The transcript has 12 exons. Gene Ontology annotation, molecular function: nucleoside diphosphate kinase activity; ATP binding. Gene Ontology annotation, biological process: GTP biosynthetic process; CTP biosynthetic process; UTP biosynthetic process. NCBI's taxonomy places the organism in Eukaryota, Metazoa, Chordata, Actinopteri, Syngnathiformes, Syngnathidae. Gene Ontology annotation, cellular component: centrosome.
CCACAACGCACCAUCGGCAUACCUACCCGGGGCUAGCUCAUGUUCGCCAAACACAAAACUGGGUCAUAAAGACGUUGUUAACGUGAAGUAAUGGACAAUAAGGACCGCUUUGCCUUCCUCGCCGAGUGGUACGACCCCACGGCGUGUCUCCUACGACGCUACCAAUUCUUUUACUACCCGAAUGACAACUCAGUGGAGAUGUUUGACCUGAAGAAUCAGAGAACAUUCCUGCGGCGCACCAAAUACGGCGACAUCCACGCGAAGGACAUGUUUGUGGGCAACCGCGUCAACAUCUUCUCGCGUCAGCUUAACCUCGUCGAUUACGCCGACCGCUACACGGCCACCAAGCUGGGCAGCAAAAAAGAAAGGACGCUUGCUCUGAUAAAGCCGGACGGCGUUCCGAAGAUCGGAGACAUCCUGGAAAUGGCAAUCGCCGCCAACUUGAUGGUGACCAAUGCCAAGAUGACGCAUUUGACAUGGAGCCAAGCAGCAGACUUUUAUGUGGAGCAUCAAUCAAAGCUGUUCUUCAAUUCCUUGGUGCAGCUGGUGUCUUCGGCCCCCGUGGUUGCCUUGGAGCUGAUGGGUGACGAAGCCGUGUCUGUCUGGAGGAAACUCCUGGGACCCUCAGACCCGGAAGUGGCCCGAAGGGAGGCGCCGCAAAGCAUCCGUGCGCAGUUCGGAACUGACAGUGGCAAAGACGUGGCGCACGGUUCAGACUCGCUGGCUGCCGCCGCCAGAGAGCUGGAGUUCUUCUUCCCGACAGCGAUCUGCCACGGUCCACCAAAUACGGCCAUCUACUUGGACUGCACGUGCUGCAUCAUCAAACCUCAUGCCGUGGCUGAAGGACUCACCGGUAAGAUCCUCAACUCCAUUGCCGCGGCAGGCUACCACAUCUCAGCUCUGGAAAUGUUCAACGUUGACCGAGCCAACGCAGAGGAGUUCUACGAAGUCUACAAAGGUGUGGUGAUAGAAUACGUGGACAUGGUGACCGAGCUGUCAUUGGGACCCUGCAUGGUUCUGGAGAUCCACGGCACCGACGUGGCCAAGACUUUCAGGGAAUUCUGCGGGCCCGCCGAUCCGGAGAUCGCGCGCCACCUUCGUCCUACCACGCUGCGUGCUCUUUAUGGCACGGACAAAGUCAAGAACGCCGUCCACUGCACAGACCUUCCAGAAGACGCCGUCUUAGAGGUGCAGUACUUCUUCAAGAUCUUGGAUGGGUGACCACAAACACACGCGUCAGACCUCAUCUUUGUGUUUUGUUUUAUUGUUUCAGCCAGAUUAAAUAAAGUAACAAGACGACUCUGGACAAAGUGUUCUGAUGGGGUUUUUUUUCCCCCAACAUGAAAUUCUUUUCACAGCAACUGAACAUCUGCUAACACGGGAUACUGCAUUGCCUCGGAUUCUUUCAACUUUUCACCAGCGACUUUGGUAUCGGAUUGAAACAUGACACUUUUUAGAGUGAGAAAAAAAAUGUACAACUGCAUAAAUAUAAAAUUCUUCCACCAUGAAAAUGGCUAAAACAUUCAAGAGUGGGCCACGCCCGCUUCAACCCGACUACAAACUACGAAAAGAACGACAAAGGAAUAAAAGGCGUACAAACGGAUCCUUCCCACAGUCAAAUUGAUCGUGUCGAGCGUUUCCUAAAGAGGUUUUGUACCACGCUAGUAUUUCAGUUAGUCGGAGCACAUUGACACACAUACACGCACGCACGCACGCACGCACGCUGGGAGCACUGAAAGCGGACAAGACAAGAAGAGAUUACAAGACACAAACACGUCUCGCUACACGUCAGUAGUAGUGGAAUUGCAGUUUUGACAAUAAUCCAUGGCUCAAGGAAUAUUCAUGUACAGUAGAAUAAAUAUGUCGCUAUUGCUACUACGUUCUAAGCCUCAACACACACACAGAAGCCUAGUGUGAAGCACACAGAUUUAAGUGGAGGUCCUGUAUAGUAUGAAUCUUCAAAGACUAGUGGUGUUUUUUGUCGUUUUUUUCUACUAUCUCAAUAGACUCUACAUUGGAGUUGCUUUUGCCUUUUUUUGUUGGUUUUUUUAAACUUUAUUUUUAAAGCGCCGGUGCGCUGAUCACAACCGAGGUCACGAGUUGACGGUGAGCUUGAUGUCAAAUCGUCCUUGAUAUCGGUCUUUGUCGCUGUAGUUGAUGUUGGCGCCGUACGCCUUGCACUCGAUGCGCACCUCCUGGUUGAGGGUUACGUUGAACUUGAUGGCCACCAGGGGCUGCAGGUACUGGGGGUGCAGCAGCUUGCCAUAGUAGGGGUAGUAGUGGAGGGGGAAGCUCCCGUUGAAGCCAAAGUACUUGAUUUCUUGGAUCUUGCUGGCGUCCUCCUCUCUCUUCAAAGAUGAAAAAAGGAAAGGGCAAAUUAAAACCUCUCAAAGUGCAGCAAAAUCUUAAAACAGGGGUGUCCAAUGCGCGGCGCGUGGCUGUUUUUUGUUGUUUUUUUAACGGUCCCGCAGCACAUUCUAAAAAUAAAAUUUUAAAAAGCAGCAAAAAUGGAAAAAUCAGCAGCAAUGCUACAAGUGACAAUAUCAUGAGAAAAAGUUGUAAUCUAACCAGAAAAAAAAAAUCGCAAUUUUACAAAAAUAAACAUUUUACUGUUUUGAGGAAAAAUAACAUCACUGUAGUACAGUAGCAUUAAAUCAAAAUAUGAAGAAAAAUAGAUCUAUAUUUUUUAAAGUUAAAGACAGACAAAACAAUGAAUAAAGUUGUCAUUUUUGGAAAAUAAUGUCGAGAAUAUCUAUAUACUCUCAUCUUUCAAUAUAUGGCCCUCGGACACCCCUGUCUUAAACAUCUGUCGAGAGUCAACCUUGUUCUUGCAGAAAAUGGGGAUGGCGUUGUUUGCUUUGGCCUUGAUGUCCGCUGCUAGCGAAUCAUUAUCUGGAGCCUAAAAUAAGAAACAGGACAGACUAUUAGACAAUGGAUGGCCAAACACACUCAUUUGCAUAUCAUUUAAUUUCCCAAGUUUAACAUGGCAACAAUUAAUGACCACAUAUCCAAAAACAUCACUUUGAAAACACAAUUUGAAUUGGCUCCACCUCACAGGAUGUUGAAUUGGAAUUACAGGAAGUGGAAUUAACGUCAUCGCAGGGAAAGAGAAAUUCCUCAAGUAAUAGGAAGAAUUUGUCACGUUUAAGUAAGGUUUUGGCUGAAAUACCAUACUUUCAACACUAAUUGCCUCCAUUUUGAAUACUAGGAAGCAUUCUGGUAUUUUUCCACCAUUUUCCAGAAUUUGAAAGUUCUAAUAAAAUCAAAUGAAUGUGUUUUAUCAUGGAGGAUGUAUUUAUUCUUAAUUGUCAUUAACAUUGGCUGUAUGUAAUAAAAUGUCAUGUGUAGUAAUAAUAUUUCUGCUAAAUAUGUUCAACAGUCAUAUAUGGAAUAUGCUGUCAAGCAUGAUUGUGGAACACACCGAUAUUAUCAAUUGGAGCUUCAAUUCUGCUUCCUUGGAUUGGAAUUGGAAUUGUACUUCCUGUUUGCAACCUCAAUUCCGAUUUUUUUUCCCGGAAUUUCUUUCAAACCAGUUUCAGUUCCCUCAAACUCAAAGCUGAAAAGCACAAAUUACAAAAUGUGCUUCCAUCACACGACACAGCUCAACUCAACUGCAUAUGAAACAGUGAUAAUCACGCAUUUAUCACAGUUAAUUGGUUCCAGACCAGACUUUGAUAAGUGAAUAUAUUUUCUUAGUUAGAACAUAGAAAACCUGUUUACAAUCUCUUUAGCAUUAUUAGAGCCCUCUAGGCAUGAACUAACACCCCUAUAUCACCUUUACACUCCUAUUACCCAAUAUAGUUUAAGACUCACACUUGUGUGUACUACUAUAAAUUAGGUACACGAUAAUUAUGAGGGAAUUAUGACAUCAUACCGAUAAAUCCGAUAACAAAAAGCUCAGAUAACCCAUAAUUUUAAAAAAAGCUCCAAUAAGGCGAGGUUACCCGUACUUUGCGGGUGAGCAAAUCAAGCACUCCUUUUUUUCUCCCACCUGGGUGUUAUAACGCUCUGUCGUAACUUCCCCUGAGCUCCCCCGAGGAAGACAUUUCGUGUGGUACCAAAUGCUCCGCGAUGAGGGGAACCCCCAUCGAGCGCCCCCACAAAAUUUCUUUUUUUUUUUUAUCAGCAUCACUAUGACACCUUUUGAAAAGUGCUUUUUCCAAGUGCUAAAGAGACCUCGGUAGCGUCCCACCGGCUGCUUGGAGCGUGUGCCUCUUGAAUACAGAGCACCUUGCAGGUGGCUCACUCCGCUCUAUACUCUGGUUCUCCUGAUGGUAGUGAUGUCAUGAUAUUUCCAUCCAUCCAUUUUCUCAUUUUCUAUGCCGCUUCUCCUGUUUAGGGUGUCGGCAGUAUGCUGGAGCCUAUCUCAGCUGACUUCGGGCAAGAGGCGGGGUACACCCUGGACUGGUGGCCAGCCAAUGGCAGGGCACAUAUAGACAAACAAGCAUUCCCACUCACAUUCAUACCUAUGGACAAUUUAGAGUCUCCAAUUAACCUAACAUGCAUGUUUUUGGACUGUGGGAGGAAACCCACACACACACGGGGAGAACAUGCAAACUCCACACAUAAAUACCCAACGGAGAAUCGAACCCAGGUCUUCCCGAUCUCCAGACUGUGACUGUGUGGCCAACGUGCUAACCACGAGACCACCGUGCGGCCGUCAUGAUAUUUGAUUAGGACAAAUUAACAGGCACAGUUUUGAGAAGCCGAAAGUUAUCAGUAUCGGUUUAAAAAAAAAAAGACAUCGUGCCUGUCUAUAAAUGUCUAUGUGUGCCCUGCGAUUGGCUGGCACCCUGUCCAGGGUGUACACCGCCUCUCGUCCCAAGUCAGCUGGGAAAGGCUCCAGCAUACCCUUCUGAGGAUAAGCAGCAUAGAAAAUGGAUGGAUGGAUGGAUCUACGAUAAAUGUGUACCCUACGGGAUCUGUAAGGGAGGUGGACAAGGAUUUAACUUUGAGGUUCAGAGUUUGAGUUUCAGCUUUGUGUGGGUAACGCGUCUUUUUAUUAGAGAGUACUGUGCCCGUUGUGAGAUCACUCAAUCCUGCAAUAAAAGCCUGUUUUUUCCCGGCAAUCAAGUCUGGUGCUUGAACACCACUGACACCUAUGAUUACUACAUUUCACCCAAGUCUUUGAAUGUGUCUUUUCAAUGCUUUAUGUUUUCAUUUUUGUUCAUUUCAAAUAGGUAACAUUUGCGUAAAUAUGCUUUUUAAAAAAAAAAAAAACAACUAAAACAACUAAUAAUAGUAUUCAACAAAAGAACAACAUGAUUUAUUAAAUAGUAUAAUUUGGGUCUGAGCACGGUGGUCUAGUGGUUAGCACGUUGGC